CUCGGCAAUUAUCGAGUGCUACGUCACGAUGUGCUCUAUUGAGGUUUUCCACGCGAUCUCUCCGCCGAGAGAGCAGUCUGCCGGCGCGCGCGGCGCCGCACACCGUCCACGGCGUAAACCCGCAAUAACUAUUCGACUCCAUACUUAACUGACCCUUGGGUUGAUUGCGACAGCUGCAUACGCCCGUCAGUUAUGCAAUUUCCACUGAAACCUCGAAGGGCGCAGUUAUGUGCAUCGGCCAGUGGCGCAGUGCACCGUGAAAGUUCAUUAAGUAAUAAUUGUGCGAUCGGCUCCCGAACCUAACGUAAUAUGCAAAUCAACAGUUCGUAACACUUGGUGAAAUUGUGAACGUUAAUUACACAGACUAAUAAUAGGCGGUGAUCGAAAUUCUACAAUCAACCACGAGGGAAAGCGUGGCGAGAGAGCGAUAGAGCGGUUAUUCGAAAUUCCCGUGGAUUGUGUACUGUUUGUGGUGAUUAACAGGUGUUGUUUAAAUGAUCUGCGACUCCAUCAGUGAUUGAUCGGUGGCGGAUACGGCCGCGGUGCAAGUGUGUCAGCCGCGGGGCGGUGCGAGUGCGAUUUCUCCGCUGUCACGCACUUCCGCGAGCGUCGCGCGUGGACUCGGGAGAUUCGCGUGUCGGCGGCGGCGGCGGCUGCCGGAGCCGUGUGCAGAGUGCCGGGUGUAGUGAAAGUGAGGUCUGUUGCGGGGGCGGCGAGGCGCGGCGUGACGUCGGCCGCGGUCAUGGGCCAUGUGGAAGGCCUGCGUCGUCAGUAAGCCGGAGCCGGUGCAGUUCCCUCACAAGCUCGACGAUGAUUACCAGCCAACAUGGCGGCUGUGGGGCGAGGAGCGCGUGGACGGCGCCGUGUACACCGUGUACCUCAAGAAGGUGCGCUACCACCGCCCCACGCGCAGCGCGUCCUCUGAGUCGGACGACGAGAUCUGCCAUCUCGAGUGGGAGACGGUGCGCGUGCGCUUCGUGAAGGCGGGCACGGUGGAGAAGCUGGUUGACGCACUAGCCACUGAUGAUGGGGAGCUCGAGUCCACCUAUGUCAAUGUCUUCCUCGCCACUUAUCGCUCGUUCGCGGAGUGCGGGCAGGUGCUGGACCUCCUGCUGCGGCGCUACGAGUCGCUCGCGGCCCAGGAUGUGGUCCAGGCCACCGCCGACACCGCCAUGCUGCAUCGCAAGACGCUGGUGGGGUGCCUGCACGUGUGGCUGGACACGUACCCGGAGGACUUCCGGCAGCCGCCGCGCCACCCCGCGCUGCAGCAGCUGCUGAGCUUCACGCAGCUGCGCCUGCCCGGCUCCGAGCUGCACUCCAAGGUGCUACACAAGCUAGCACUGUUCAGUGCGGAGCGCAACGGCUCGGGGCCGGCGGGGCCGGGGGCGACGGGCGCGGUGUGCCUGGCGCCCGGCAUGCGCCUCGCCGCCGCGCCCUCGCUCGCCUACCGCCUGCCGCACGUGCAGCACCGGCACUUCGCCGAGCAGCUCACGCGCAAGGACGUGGCGCUGUUCAAGCGGCUCAUCCCGCACCAGUGCCUGGGCGCGGUCUGGUCGCGCCGGGACAAGGACCGCUCGCACGACGCCGCCACGGUCUCCGCCACCGUGCGCCAGUUCAACGCCGUCACCUUGCGCGUCAUCAGCACCGUGCUGCUGGAGGUGGACCUGCGCCCGCAGGAGCGCGCCGACAUCAUCACCGCCUGGCUCGACAUCGCGCGCGAGCUACGAGUCCUUAAAAACUUCUCCUCUCUAAAAGCCAUCAUCUCCGGCCUCCAGAGCAACCCGGUCUAUAAGCUAAGGAAAACCUGGUCGUUUCUUCAUAAAGAGAAGUCGGAGCUGUUCGACGAGCUGGCGCGGAUAUUCAGCGAGGACAACAACCGCUGGGCGCAACGCGAGCUGCUGAUGCGCGAGGGCACGGCCAAGUUCGCGGACACGGCGGGGGAGAACGACCGCCAGCUGUCCAAGCUGCUGCACGAGCGCGGCUCGCCGGGGGUGUCCCACGGGACCGUGCCGUUCCUCGGCACCUUCCUCACAGACCUCAUGAUGAUCGACACCGCCAUCCCCGACACCGACGCCAAUGGACUCAUCAAUUUCGACAAGCGGAGAAAAGAGUUCGAAGUCCUCGCGCAGAUCAAGCUACUACAAGGCGCGGCGAAUGCGUACCAGCUGCCCACCGACCCCAUGUUCGACCGCUGGUUCGACUCGGUGCCAGAGCUUGAGAACCGAGAAGCUGAACUCCUGUCGGACAAGAUCGAGCCGCCGAGCCAGCCGGGCAAGGACCGGCGGCGGCGGCCUGACCCCGCCGGCCACCGGAAGAACGACUCCAUCACCAGCACCAGCUCCAGCAACAGCUCGCAGUUCUACUACGAGCACGACGGCGUUAGCGGCGCCUGGAAACGAGACAGCCUGGAGAGGAAAGCGUCUCCAACGCGGAUGUCAAACGGCUCCUCUUCUUCCUCGAUACCGUCUUUAGACGUGUCGUAUUCGAGUGCGAAUAGUGGGCAGAAGCCGAACGGUAAAGCCGGUGGGGCGAGUCCGGCGCAUAACAACGGCAACAAGGCUGAGCCUGACUUCUACAUCAUCCGCGUGACGUACGAGAGCUCGUGCGUGGAGACGGAGGGCGUGGUGCUGUACAAGUCCAUCAUGCUGUGCAACAAGGAGCGCACGCCGCAGGUCAUCCGCAACGCCAUGCUCAAGCUCAACCUCGAGGGCGAUCCGGACGACUACACGCUGGCGCAGGUGCUGCCCGAUAGAGAAAUGACGUUACCAGCUGACGCCAACGUGUACUACGCGAUGAAUGCGGCGUAUAACCUGAACUUCAUCCUGCGCCCGCGCAAGUCCAACAAGCCCGCCGAGCCAGUAGCCAAUGGGAAGGCGAAGGGAAAACGCACCUGAUUAUACACGUGUUAAGGCGACUGGGGGACGAACAAUGAACAUUCUAUAUGAAAACAGUGCUAUAAAAGUGAAAUGGAACUGAAAUAUGAGGAAAGGGAUCCAGCGUCUUAACGUAGCAGUUUAACUUAUUUCAUAAAUUUUCCCAGUUUUAGAAGACUCAAAGACUCAAUGUGUAGUUAAAUGCACUGUCGUCGCUAUUCCUUCUGUUAUUUAUUUUUUGUGUAAAUGUUUUCUUUGAGUAUAAAUAUUUGUAUAUUUUUCGGUGCGCCAACAUACUUUUAAGAAUACCUAACUACCAUGUUCUUUACAAUUAAGGUAAUAAACCUGAGAUAUCUCAUUGUAUGGUGUCUAUAAACAUUAUUUAUUUAAGUAAUAGUGUGUACAUUGAAGUUUCCACCUAUUAAUUAUUGUGUUUGUUGAAAAGAUAUAUAUACUCAAAUGUUGUGAAGUAAGUUGUACAUAGCGGAUUUGUGUAAAAAAGUGAAUCUCGAGAGAGUAACACCAUGGAAUGGAUCUAUAAUAUAAUACAUACCAUGGAUAGAUGGGCAAUACUGCUUAGAAAAUUAAAGGUCCCUAACAGCAGCAAAAAAACAACUAUCAAAGCAAAUGACGAGUUAACGGAAAAACAGUACCUAAAAUAAUUCGGUUAGAUUGGGUUGUUCAUCUAGAAGUGGUUGUCUAUGGUAGUAGCAUAUAGAUUGUAUUAUGAUAAUGAGCCGAAUACAGAUCGGUAACAUCUCAACCAAUAGGUGCUCUUUCACAUUUAGGAAAACCCUAAGCUUUAAAUAUAUGAUACAUUUUAAACCGAAUUUGGAAAUGAUAUUGAAAGUAUGUAAGUAUUGUAAUAUGUAGUAGAAUUUUAUAGAGAUAGUUUGUAAACAUUUAUGGAAUAUUUAUAAAGUGUUUGUAUUGAAACCUAGUAAAUGCUAGAUAGUGUUAAACACGUGAAUUUUGUGUACUUGUAUAUGUAUGUCGUGUUCAAAAUGCCUUAGACCAUUCGUAAGUAGUAAUUUAUAAAUGAAGUAUUAACAAAAAAUAUAUAAACCGACUGAACAUCAAUGAAAUGACGCCAUUUUAACUACAUUAUUAUUAUUAAUCGACUAGUAAAUGUGAAUCCUGCCUUGUUUUAUCACCUAACUACCAAAAACACUAGCCUCGUUAUGUUUUGUAAAUAUUUGUACCAACCUAAUGUUGUAUGUAAUUAUUGUAGAUUUCCACCAGUGUAACUGUAACAUGUUUAUAUUAUUUGUGUAAUAAAAUAUUGAACGUA
This is a messenger RNA of Plutella xylostella (diamondback moth), 4164 nucleotides long. RefSeq names its product Ral guanine nucleotide dissociation stimulator-like (gene Rgl). Gene Ontology annotation, biological process: Ras protein signal transduction. The record is from RefSeq and is a predicted model, not a curated record. Lineage: Eukaryota; Metazoa; Arthropoda; Insecta; Lepidoptera; Plutellidae. Gene Ontology annotation, cellular component: plasma membrane. Gene Ontology annotation, molecular function: guanyl-nucleotide exchange factor activity.